CGCUUCCUUAGGGAGGCGUGGCUAUGUGCGGUUAAAAUGCAGGCUACUGCCUUGGCUCCUCCCUCUUCUUCCACCAUGGGUUUCGGGGACCUGAAGGCUCCGUCGGGACUCGGAGUCCUCAACGACUUUCUGUCCGAGCGCAGCUACAUCGAGGGUUAUGUUCCCUCCCAGGCUGACGUGGUGGUGUUUGAGGCCAUCUCAACUCCGCCUACUGCUGACCUGUGCCACGCCCUCCGCUGGUACAACCACAUAAAAUCAUACCAGAAUGAGAAGAGCAGUCUUCCAGGAGUGAAGAAGCCUCUUGGAGAGUAUGGCCCAGUGGGCGUGGCCGACACCACCUCCACCUGUGCCGCUGCCUCGAAGGAAGACGAGGAGGAUGACUUUGACCUGUUCGGCUCUGAUGAGGAGGAAGAUGCAGAAGCAGCCAAACUGAAGGAGAAGCGUCUGUCGGAGUACAAUGCCAGGAAAUCAAAAAAACCCGCCCUCAUUGCGAAGUCAUCAAUAUUGUUGGAUGUGAAGCCGUGGGACGAUGAGACGGACAUGGAGAAGAUGGAGGAGUGUGUCCGCAGCAUCCAAAUGGACGGGCUGGUCUGGGGACAGUCCAAACUGGUUCCGGUGGGUUACGGCAUCAAGAAGCUGCAGAUUGGCUGCGUGGUUGAGGAUGAUAAGGUGGGGACGGACAUUCUGGAGGAGCAGAUCACAGCUUUUGAGGAUUUUGUUCAGUCCAUGGAUGUAGCUGCUUUCAAUAAAAUCUGAGAUGAAAAAU
This is a messenger RNA of Thalassophryne amazonica, 766 nucleotides long. It is a transcript of the gene eef1b2, whose product is annotated as eukaryotic translation elongation factor 1 beta 2. Gene Ontology annotation, molecular function: guanyl-nucleotide exchange factor activity; translation elongation factor activity. The coding region runs from base 37 to 756 and encodes 239 amino acids. NCBI's taxonomy places the organism in Eukaryota, Metazoa, Chordata, Actinopteri, Batrachoidiformes, Batrachoididae. The transcript is spliced from 7 exons. The record is from RefSeq and is a predicted model, not a curated record. Gene Ontology annotation, cellular component: cytosol; eukaryotic translation elongation factor 1 complex. Gene Ontology annotation, biological process: translational elongation.